This is a messenger RNA of Notodromas monacha, 1747 nucleotides long. The record is from the annotation of a GenBank genome assembly. NCBI's taxonomy places the organism in Eukaryota, Metazoa, Arthropoda, Ostracoda, Podocopida, Cyprididae.
GUUAUUGAUUCCUUUUGACAGAUGCGCCGGAUGGUUUAUUUCUAUGAUCUCUCUCUCUCUUAAUAUGUCUUUUGAAACAGUGCUGUUAUUCAGUCUUCGUUGAAAUUUCCAGCUCACCGUUUCUGAUAAUGGAGAAGGCCACGAAGGUACUCCGCAGGAGCGGAAUACGAUUUCGGGCUCGGAGCUCCGGUCACGCGGAUUUGAAUUUGAUUAUCAACCAAUCUCGAGAAACGAAGAAGGCCUACAAAGCAUACAUAUCUGCUCAAGCAACGCUGAUGAAAGAUCUUCAGAGGUGGGCUUGCAGGGAAGAUAACAGAUCACUGCAGGUCGUUUUUAGUAAACUCCUGGAAUUGAGUACUGUUUGGGAAGAGGUGCAACUUGAGCUAAUCGAAAAAAUGCGAGAGUUCAGGACGCACUUCGAGAUGAUCCUGGAAGGCGAGAGACAGCUGGACUGUGCCAGGAAUCGUUUGGACUCAUGCGAUCAACAAGAAGUGAAGCUGAAGAAGGAGUUGAAAAGAUUAGCGAAGCGCGUGGAUACAACAUCAGAAGAGAUGUCGGCAAUCGAAAUGCGUGUCUUAGAGGCGGAGCGUAAGAAAGAUUUAGCUCAACUCGAGUUUGGCGUGGUCGAACUUGCAGUGCAAUACGCGAAAGAAAAAGUCAAGAGCUGUCAGUUGUCUGAUAAACCGUAUCAGGAAAGCACGUCGGAGAAGUUCACUCGUCUUAUGGACAGUCCACCUCCUCCGUAUUCUGUAGAUCCUGCUGUUGGACCUCCUGAGUACUCCUACAACAGUUUUUACCCAGAGCCUAGCAAUUUGUGUUGUGACGACAUCAGUUUGCAAGCCUCUUGUAAUAUGACUGGAUAUCAGACAUCGAUUGGCCCUGUUCCCACUCCCAGUGGUGCCGAAGCGUCCAUGCAUCAAGCUGAGAUUUUUCCUGAAUUAAUUGAUGAGCACUCAGUUUCCUCUACUCAGACGCGAGAGCAGCCCAGGACAUUCGCCAGUUUGAAGGAUCACCGAAGCAAGAGUGUUGGAUUGGUCGGUACAGUCUCAUCGGAGAUGAUGGCAAGCGAACCAGCGCAGAGCCUUUACCCGGAUUUAUCUGCAUUGAAAGAACCCGACUUGUCUACUGGUGCCCGUUGCAAAGCUCGCUUCUUGCGACAUAGAUCAGAUGGACAGUUCUUGUCGAAAGAUGAGGCCAAACUUUUCAAAAAUGAUCCGCGACGAGAAAGACUUGCCGUAAUGCCUGAAUGUGUUGGUGCCGAUCCUGAAAACCUGUCAGGAGCCAUUGGUGGUCUUUCAGUUUCUCCGAAAGAUAAUCCCUGUUAAGAUCUACAUUCUUAGUUUGUCCAUGUUCAGCGUCACACUUUCAUUUUUCCCCCUGCUGUGUUCUCAGCUAUUCAUUGGCCUUGUGCACAUCAAAUUUGUUUUGAAUGGGAAAACUGCGAUCGAUUUUUUUGUAUAUUCAAUGCACAUAAACGGCUAUAGUAUUGUAAAUGACAUACGAUGAUUUUCCCACCUGUAUUGUGAUAUUGGAUCUUUAGGAAUGAUCAAAUUCUUCCAAGACAUUUUUUUUCUUUUUUGAAAAUGUAUGUGAUACGUGUGUGGGUAAUGCUGUUAUUUUAAACCUCUUCGACUACUGCAUUUCGGACUUCAGUCACUCACGUUAUUGUCAUACGUUGUUGGAUGUUUUCUCUUGAUUGUUUGUAUUACAUGAUUUUUGUCUAAUUAAACUUUUCAUGUGGAUAUGA